CUAUAUAGGUUUAGCCCAGUAUAUCAUAUGGAAAGCCUUAAUAUUGUACAGUCUGUUAACUAGGCAACCAGUUGAAUCUAAAAACUAAGAAAUAUAUCGUUAACGUACAGAAAACUGCACGGUGGUAUGUUUGACGCUGUACGCUGAUACGAUGGUUAGACGUGAGGACACGUGAUAUAAACAGGUACAAGGGCGACAUCACAAACAAUUGAUAUGUAUUCCUGAGCCUCAGCCAGUUAUACGCUGUAUUAAUCAAGGUCAAAUAGCCGGUAGAUGAAAUAAUGAUCUGAAAGUCAGUGUGAACAGUAUGGCCUACAUGUACUUAUAAGAACAGCCUACUACGAAGCAGUAGAUAAAGAAUACUUUACAUGGUGAAUGAAAUACUUGAUGGGGCAUUCGAAGGAUAAAUACGAUAUGCUGUAUUUAGAUUUUCUGAGAACUACCAUAGAUAAAGAACUAAACAACUGAACUAAACAUUCAACUUAACGUUUAGAUUCUAGUUGUUCAACAAGUCCUAUCUAAGUACGAUGACACAGCGAUGGCAUCAUAUAUGAAAGACAAGGCAGGAACUUUGAAGAGGAUCGAGAAUUUUAUACACGAUAAGCAUGGCUUUUAUGACUGCUGCAACCUGAGAGGAAGGUUACACCCCAAGAGAGUGCCGGUGAUAAUACGUCAUCAUGCAGCCGUUGGAAGAGUGACGUACGAUGAAGCCAUCGCUGGGCAAUACAAACCUGCCAGUGUAGGCGAUAUUUUUGGCCCAACUUGGUCUACUCAUUGGUUUAAACUUGAUAUUACUAUUCCAAAGGACUGGGAGGGGAAGGAGAUUUGGUUGCUAUGGAACAGUCAAAGCGAGGCUAUGGUUUGGAAAGAUGGCAAGCCAAUCCAGGGUCUUUCAGCAUGUCCAGAUGAUUACUUACGGACGGAUUUUAUCCUUACGAGAAGUGCUGCGAAAAAUGAAUUCAAACAAACUCUGUACAUAGAAAUGGCCUGCAAUGGUCUAUUUGGUGCUGGAUUGCGGCACAUUAUACGACCUCCCGAUCUUCACAAAAAGUUUGCGCUGACACAAGCAGAAAUAGCUAUCGUAGAUCCGAUGGUUUAUGACCUGCUUGUUGAUAUGGAAGUCAUGCUUGGAUUGGCAAAGCACCUCCCAGAGCAGAGCCACCGGGCCUACGAAGCGAUGUUAGCGGCAAAUGAAAUGAUCAACAUAAUCGAAAUUGGUGAACCUAAAACUUAUGAAAGAGCAAAAGAGAAAGGAGCAUCUUUCUUUGCAAAAGGAAAUGGUGAUAGUCAAAUAACCAUCCAUGCCGUUGGCCAUAGUCACAUAGACAGUGCUUGGUUGUGGUCCUAUGCAGAAACAAAAAGGAAAUGCGCAAGAAGUUGGAGUUCAUCAUUGCUCAUGAUGAAAGACUAUCCUGACUUCACUUUUGCCUGUUCACAGGCCCAGCAGUAUCAAUGGAUGAAGGAAGACUACCCUUCGAUAUAUGAUGACAUCAAGACAUAUGUAGCAAGGGGUCAGUUUAUCCCUGUUGGCGGUACAUGGGUCGAAAUGGAUGGGAAUCUUCCUUCGGGGGAAAGUUUUGUGAGACAGUUCCUUUACGGACAAAGGUAUUUUCGUCAGGAAUUCGACGUCACUUGUCGCGAGUUCUGGUUGCCCGACACGUUCGGAUACGCACCCCAACUCCCGCAGAUCAUGAGCCAAUCAGGGAUCAGCAGAUUUAUUACGCAGAAAAUGUCAUGGAACAAGAACAAGUUUCCGCAUCAUACAUUCCACUGGGAAGGUCUAGACGGUACAAAAGUCCUAACCCACUUUCCCCCAGGAGACAACUAUGGCAUGAAAGGAGACGUCGAUGAAGUAAUGAAAACACUUAAUAACUGUGAAGACAAGGGCAGAAUCGACAAUCUAUUGUUUCUUUACGGCUAUGGAGAUGGGGGAGGUGGACCAAACCCACACAUGGUGGAAAAGCUGAAAAGAAUGCAUAACACUGAUGGUUGUCCAAGGGUGAAGUUCUCAUCGCCAGAUGCAAUGAUGUCUCUCAUAGAGGAACACGAAUCACCCAAAUUAUGUAAAUGGGUUGGAGAACUGUAUUUUGAGACACACCAGGGUACCUAUACAACACAGUCUCAGAUUAAACGUGAAAACAGGAAGGGUGAGGUCCUUUUCCAUAACCUCGAGUUUAUUUCCACGUUGGCACUUCGCACACAGUCAUCAUCCUCGCUGAAAUCGAACGCCUACGUAUAUCCUGCUGACGAUAUAGAACGUAUGUGGAAGCUAUUCUUGUUAAACCAGUUUCACGAUGUCCUUCCGGGGAGUUCGAUAAACGAGGUAAACAAUGAUGCAAUCGUUUACUAUAAAGAAAUCCAGGAAAAGGGACAAGCUUUGCUGAAUGGGGCAAUCAGUGCUGUUUUUCAGGAUGGCAAAGGACCGCUUGUUAACAUAGCCCUAAAUGGACUUGGAUGGUCGAGAACGGAAGUUGUGGAGGUUGGCAGAAGUGACGAACCUAAAACCCCAAAGCAGAAGAGGAAAAAGAUGAAAACGGAAGUUCCACAGACUGGUAGAAAAUUGGCAUUGGUGACUGUCCCUGCAUACGGAGCUGCCAAGGUAGAUGAAGAAACUGGGACAGAUGUAAAAGAAGACAUUGCCUGUAAUGCAACUGUUGAUAAACAAACCGAAAGUAUUGUGUUGCAAAAUCGUCUCAUUGAAGCCACCGUCGAUAAGAUUGGCAAGGUAGUCUCUCUGAAGAUGAAAUCAAAUGGAAGGGAAUGCAUUGAUGGCGGGUGUGGAAACCAGUUUGUUCUUUACACAGAUAGGCCUGCUUCAUAUGAUGCAUGGAAUGUUGAGCACUAUCAUCUCGAAACAAGGAAAGAGGUAUUUGAAGUGAUUGAAGCUGCAAGAAUUGUGGAGAAGAGUCGCCUUAGAGUCGAGAUAAAGGUGAAUUUGAAGAUAAGCGACAGCAGCAAUAUCAUACAGAACAUCGUGCUUGAUGCUGAAAGCCCAUACUUGAGGUUUAAUACUGAGGUUGCCUGGCACGAAGAUCACAAGUUCUUAAAGGUUGAAUUCCCAGUGAAUUGUCGCAGUGACGUAGCAACGUAUGACACUCAAUACGGCUUUGUUAGACGCCCUACUCAUGCAAAUACAUCCUGGGAUUGGUUCAAGUUUGAGGUUUGCACUCACAAAUGGGCGGACUUAUCAGAAUACAACUUUGGUGUAGCAAUACUGAACGACUGCAAAUAUGGAUUCCAAACCAGCGAGAAUGUGAUGCGGCUAUCUUUGUUGAAAUCGCCGAAAGCCCCCGAUGAGGUCGCUGACAUGGGCAAUCACACAUUCACGUAUGCAAUUCUACCACACGAGAACACAUUCCAAGAUGCCGGCGUGAUCCGCAAUGCAGCAAACCUGAACAACCCUCUCAUUGUUAAACCAAUCAAUGGUGUUAAAGAGAGUUUACUUAACGUGCCAUUCUUUCAAGUUGACACAGAUAGCAUCAUUAUUGAUACAAUAAAAAAGAGUGAAGAUUCUGAUAAUGCUAUUAUUAUUCGAGCAUACGAAUCAUUUGGAGGAACUUGUGUUGCGACUAUUACGACGUCGCUUCGUUUCUCCUGCGUCCACAGCUGCAAUAUGCUAGAAGACGUAGAUCCAGAAGAAAUACGAACGCCAAACAAAACAAGCAUUGCUGUUGAUUAUAAACCUUUCCAAGUUAAAACUUUCAAAGUGAAAUUCUAAAAUAACAACGACAAACACUUCAAAGUGAUGAAAAGCCUUAGAAAACACAGGACGUGAUAGACACCCCAUUCAAAAAGUCUGAGAUUCAAAUAAGAUGUUUUGUAUUAAUUUGGACAACAUUUUAGAAACGAUGUAAGUAGUCAAGGAAACACCUUGGGAAAAGGAGCAAGGGACACUCGGUAGUCGAUGUUUACCAUUUGAAAUCUGACUUUAUUUCAUAAUUAUAAAAAGGACAAACAGUUUCUUAUUUUAAUGAAUGUGGAUUGUAUGCAAAUCUUAUUAUGUCAUAUUUUUUUAAUUUAUUUGAGGUAGUUUCAAGAUAAACUAGUUUCCCAAGAAUAGAAGCCAAACACAUGUCAAGGAUGAAUAAAGCAAUACUUGAACGUAAUAUAUGAAUGUAAAUUAUUGUAAAGUCAAAUGAAAUUUUAAUUUCAAGAAUACUUAGUCAUUCAAUGUGUUAUGGCCCUAUAAACGUAUGGGAAACUGACGAUCAUGGUCGGACAUUAUUAUACGCCUUCUCCCCCAUUCAGCAAAGCUCAUUUGUACUUGACCCACCAUAAGUCAUUGUCAGGUCAAAGUCUGGCCAGCAUUAUUUUCCAACCACUCCAACGUCAGUCAUUGAAAAGGACAAAGGGGUGUCUCCAUUAUACACCGUCAAUUACUGAAAUGUCAAAAUGUUGUUUAUAUGAUCCCAGCCUUCAAAUCAUUAGCCAUUGAAAGGUCAUCGUAUGGCCUCUAUUAUAUUUCAACCUUACCAUUAUGAAGCCACUGAAAGG
Owenia fusiformis is the source of this 4494-nucleotide messenger RNA. Lineage: Eukaryota; Metazoa; Annelida; Polychaeta; Sabellida; Oweniidae. The record is from the annotation of a GenBank genome assembly.